AUGUCGCGAUUCCCAGCGGCAAUAAAGACCUUACACGCCAGGGUCGCCCACACCAACACGGAUGCAUCUGAAGAUGAAACCCAAGAGACCGACCCGCUGGGACUUACCACGCUCUACGAUCCAGCGCCUAGAAAUGCCAUAGUCGAUAUAGUAUUCAUCCAUGGACUUGGAGGAAGCAGCAGGAAGACAUGGUCGAAUUCGAGCCGCCCGAGGUCCUUUUGGCCGAAAGAUUGGCUGCCGGAUGAGCGAGGAUUUGAAGAUGUACGGGUCCAUUCUUUUGGCUAUCGAGCAGACUGGGGCAAGAAGUGGCAGCAACAAAGCAUCCUGAAUAUUCACGACUUUGCCGAGUCUCUAAUAGGGAGCCUGAGAAACCACCCAAACAUACGUCGGGAUGAUACGCGCAUCAUUCUCGUUGGUCACAGCAUGGGCGGGUGUGUUGCAAAAGAAGCCUACAUCAUCGCACGACAACACCCAUCAUAUAAAGACCUAGCAGGGCGAAUAUAUGGAAUCUUCUUCCUCGGUACCCCACAUCACGGCUCAGAUCUGGCAGGCAUCCUAGAGAGCAUGCUGAUUGUUGCUUGGGGCAAAAAGCCUUUUGUAACGGACUUAAAAUCUGGAUCAUCUACGCUCGCCCUGAUCAGAGAUAGGUUCCGCCAUGUUGCAGCGGACUUGGCAUUGUGGACCUUUUAUGAGACAUUGCCUACAGCCUUGGGGCCUAUAACUAGAAUGGUGGUGGACAAAGACUCGGCAAUUUUAGGCUUUGAUAAAGAAAGGAUCGAGGCGAUGAAUGCGGAUCAUCGCCAUGUCUGCAAAUUCACCAGUCAAGACGAUUCUAACUACAAGAUGGUACGAAAUGCCCUCCACACUGCUGUCGAUGAGAUUAAAGAUAGAUUCCUGGAGUCGACCCUAUCACAACUUGAUACAGCUGAUAGUACGGAGAUCGAAUUAGAUCUGCGCUUAAAGUCUCUUCUUGGAGUAUCCGAUACAUUGGAGGAUGAUCUUACAUUACAAUCCGAGCUUAAAAUGCCCGAUUCUUGCGAAUGGCUUACGAACAAGUCUUGUUUCAAUUCUUGGAAGGACGGCGAUGCCCCGAGUAUUCUCUGGCUGACUGGGAGGCCUGCAACCGGAAAAUCCAUCCUUUCCAGCCACGUUAUUGAUCACCUGAGGCCUCUACGUAUGGCAACUCAGGAUAAUCUGGUGAGAGAGAAGCUUAUACAGCUUGAACACGAGGGAGUCGCCUGGGAUAAGACAGACGACGCGACUAUCUGGACAAAGCUUUUCGUCGAUAGAAUCUUCAAGCUACCAUUUGAAAAGCAGCACUUCUGGGUGAUUGAUGGCCUUGAUGAAUGUGGCAACUUUAGUUCACUCUUCACCAAGAAGCUUUUGGCCAAAUUGCCUCGUAAGCGCGAACUUCGAAUUUUCGUUACCAGCCGCAAUCUAGAUGCUGUUGAGCGUGGGUUAGCAUCUCUCGGGCCUCAAGUGAUUACCUAUGCCUUGUCAGAUUCAGAUACUCUCGAGGACAUUCGGCUAUUCUUGGCCACAAAGCUCAGAGAAUUGGACCGCCUGGAGACAGAGGACGAUUUGGAGGCCAUGUGCAACAAAAUUCUCAAAAAGUCUUCCGGUUCUUUCCUCUGGGCUCGCCUAGUCUUGCAGGAAUUCGAAAACGCUUGGACUGAGGAGGCCAUGGAAGACGUCUUAAAGGAAGUGCCUGGAGAGCUCUGCGACUUGUACAGUAGAAUGGUACAGUCGAUCGAGAUGGACAAGAGCAAAGCAAGCCUUGCGAGGACUAUAUUGACAUGGGUAGUCCUAGCACGCCGCCCGCUGGGUCUCGAUGAACUACGGGCAAUUCCUAGUUUAUGUGGUCAGCUUGUCUACGUUGAUCCAACAGACAAGGCGCAUAUAAUACACGAAACAGCACGCGAGUUUCUCCUCGAUCAGAGCAUGUGCUCUGAACUUACUGUUUACAAGGAGCGCGGCCACACUCACAUUGCGGGUAUUCUCACGCGAUUUCUGUCGGGCGAUUGCCUUAAAGCACUGCAAAUGAGUUCCCAACGAUCCGUGAAGAUGAAAGGUUUCGCCAAAUCUGCGUCCACAAUGCCUAUUGACUCAUCUCUGCUUGGCUAUGCAUCGACAUUCUUUUCGGAGCACAUAUAUCGCUGUUCAUCAGGAGAUGAUGUCUUGAUGGAAGAAAUAUGCACUUUCCUGAACACCAAUGUCCUCUCCUGGAUCGAACAUGUUGCGAAAGGCGGUGAUAUAAGUCACAUUACACGAGGCGCCAUGAACCUUCGCGGUUAUUUAGGUCGUCGAGCGAAAUACGUUCCCCCGACGGAUUUAUCGGUUAGCAUUGUUGAAGGUUGGGUGACAGACCUCAUUCGCGUAGCUGCAAAGUUUCAAUCUCAGCUGCUCACGUCGCCCCGUUCAAUCCACCGCCUAAUACCCCCUCUAUGCCCGUCAGAGUCUAUGAUUUUCAGGACCUUUUCAAAAGAUCGGCGAUCGGCAACUUUCGCUGUUAAAGGCCUUCCUGCUGGAACAUGGGAUGACUGCUUGAGCCGCCUCGAUUUCCAGAAGGGCCAAGCAACAGCACUACAUCUGACCAUCACACACCCCGAAAGAGUCAAAUUUCUCCAGUUCAGCCAAGAUGACGAAUACGUUAUCUCUUGUGGCGCCAAGUCAAUGGUCCUAUGGGGGCCAACAACAGGUAUUCAAUUAUAUAAAUUCCCCUUACAAUCGCCCCCUCUUGGAGUCAUAUUCUUAGGUCUUGACGAAAUUCUUUGCGCAUUCCAAUCUGGUAGUCUCACAAGAUGGAGCCUCGAGGGAUUUCGGAGCGGAUCAAUACCGGAGAACCUUGAGGAUGACUACUCACACACACAAUAUAUUGUGCCGCAACAGUCUCCAACUUGCGUGGCCUUUUUAGUAACGAGCGAUGCUAUCUUACUUGCUGUCGGCUACCGCAAACACCCGGUACUAAUAUGGAACACGCUGGAGCAACAAGUAUUGGGUCAAUGUAUCGUUGAUGCAAACAAUGGCAUCGAUGAUAUGGUAUUCAAUCCUAACCCAGACAUCAUUGCACUGAUAGUAUCAUGUAAUGAUGGUAGAUUAUGCAUUUUCGACUACUUGACGAUGAAGUUGACGUUCACCAUGCCAAAUGUGUAUGCGCAAAGCGUCGCCUGCUCACCCGAUGGUCAUAGUCUGGUCACGGGUGGCAGUCAUGGAAUGAUCGAAGUUUUCGACUUCGACCAUGAUUAUGAUGGCAACACUAUCCUGAUGCCUAUCUACCGCAUCGACGGGCUAUAUGACUCGGUCCGUGGCGUGGCCUUCAGCUUCAACGGACUGCGCUUCCUUGAUGUUCACUCCCAACAGUGCCGUGUGUGGGAGCCAACAGCCCUAGUCAGGAAGAACAAUGAAUUAGAGAGUACCAGUGAUGCAGCAACUCUCCCUGUAACAACAGUUGGCAUGCUUAAUGGCCCCGAAGAACCAGAAAUCACAAGUCUCCUAGAGGUAUCGAGGGACGGCGAGUGUGUCAUUGCAGGCAAGCGGCGAGGAGAUGUUUGUCUCUUCUCUACUACCGACGGAGCAGAGGCUUGCACGUUUUACCAGCACGCGCGGGGAGUAUCUGUCAUAGCGGUUGCUCUUGGAGAAGAGAAGAAUAUUGUUGUUUCAGCUGAUGACUCCGGUCGUGUCUUAGUCGGCGAGCUACUGAUGCCUUUGAGGGAUAUUGCAACAGGGUUUCAAGGACAAAAACAGCCAGCAGCGCGUAUUAUUCUUGACCGUCGAUUUGGCGGUGCAGUAGUGCGAUUACUCAUCAAUGAUGCAGCCGACCGGCUUCUUAUAACUGGCCACAACUUUGAUGAACUUUGGGAGUUGCCGUCUGGAUUAGUUCACAAACCGAUACGGCAACCAUCUACGGAGGACUACACCGCAAAUUCUUGCGCUUUGGAUUGUAAUAAAGCAGCCAGCUCUUCCGCUCGCACGGCUUUCCGGCAUCCUGCAAAUCCAGAGUGGUUCGUAAUUAUCACUGGUGAUGUGGCGCGAGUCUUUCGCUGGGCCGACUAUAAUGAAUUGACUUCUGCGGAGGGCAUUCGCCUUCAAAGGCCUACACCAUCCUUGGAGCCCAGUUCACAGAGGGAGUCUCCACGAUCACCGAAAGUUCAACGAUUCGAACCUUUACGACAUAACUCCGAUUGCACCUUUACAACGGCAUCAUAUCAUGUCGCGUCUGAAUACGUCGUCGAGCUUCUUAGAGCCUCAGCAUCUGCACCGCCGCAAAUCCAUCUGUGGUCAGCCGCUACGUUUGAUCCAGACUUACCGGGAACAUCGGCCUUCCCGAUCACAGCACCUAGUCUCGGUGCCGUACGUUCAUCCGUGCGAUCAGUGAUCGGACUCGUAGGUCCAUCUACGCUGGUUUUUUUAGACAAUGAUCUAUGGAUAUGCAGUGCCGAAUUGCAGCCCAAAGUCACUAGUGGGAUGGGAAAUAUCGGUAUCAUUCGGCCAUCGUCACCCAACACAACCGCCCGUCGUCAUUUCUUUGCGUUGAGUGAAUGGUGCGAUACAGAGGGCGAACUGAAGUGUGCGCUGGCUGCUGUCUCGGGGACGACUCCACGCACCUACAGUCGGGAAGUUAUAUUCGCGAGCGAUCAUCGUGUUGUUAUAAUAAAGGGCGGUUUCGAAUUCUGGGAGAGACUUACUCUUUGA
Messenger RNA from Trichoderma breve, 4692 nucleotides. RefSeq names its product PGAP1-like protein domain-containing protein. The transcript is spliced from 5 exons. The record is from RefSeq and is a predicted model, not a curated record. NCBI's taxonomy places the organism in Eukaryota, Fungi, Ascomycota, Sordariomycetes, Hypocreales, Hypocreaceae. The coding region runs from base 1 to 4692 and encodes 1563 amino acids. Gene Ontology annotation, molecular function: protein binding.